UCAUGAAGCUGCCUUUUUCAAUUCUUUCUGCCAAGUAGGAUCCUUCUGCACCAUCCACCUCCACCCACCCACCAUUUUUAUUUUAAUACCCUCACGAAUCGAACAACAGUUCAUUUCAUUUUCUUUGAUAUUCAAAAUUAUAAAGCACAACACAUAUUAACUUCGCCGGUCCAGUCCAUAAUUUAUUUAGUAUGAGAUAUGGGAAAUUCUAUGAAGCAAGAAUCUCCUGUUCUUAGUUAUCUUCUCUUUGUGUUUCUCUUCACAUGUUCUUCUUUAAUUGACAAAUCAGGGGCACAACCACCAACUACUGGAAACGAGUUUCAAUAUGCAAGGCUUAGUCCCCCUUUGGCAAUUAUCAUAAUUGUUCUUAUUGCUGCGCUUUUUUUCAUGGCUGCUUUUUCUAUUUACAUUCGACACUGCACUCAGCCUUCUGGCAUGAGCGGCAGCGUCCGACGAGCUCUAUCCAUGCGCCGCCGUGCUGCGGUGGCUCGUGGACUAGAUGCAACGGUUAUUGAGACUUUUCCGACUUUUACUUAUGCUGAAGUGAAGGAUCAUCAAAUUGGUAAAGGAGCUUUGGAGUGUGCUGUUUGUUUGAAUGAAUUUGAAGAUGAUGAAACGCUGCGUUUAAUUCCAAAGUGUGAUCACGUUUUUCAUCCCGAGUGUAUUGAUGCUUGGUUGGAAUCACAUGAUACUUGCCCUGUUUGCCGUGCUGAUCUCAACCCCCAACCGGAUGAACCGCCGGUUCAAGUUCCUCAGUUGAUCCCAGAUGAACCGGGAACUGAACAGCAACAGCAAAACGAUGAAGUUUCAAUUCGCAUAGCGAGCGACGACGAACAAAGUGAACAAGUACAGCAACAGCAACAAGAAGAAGGUUCUGUUAAAUCGACAGUGAAGCGGAAUUUGAGCUUCAACGUGCCGAACCGGGUUCCCAAGCAAGAAGAAGGCGGCUCAAUUAAAUCAGGAGUGAAGAGAAACUUGAGUUUCAACGUGCCGAUUCAACCACCGAGAUCAAUUUCCAUGAGGCCAAGGAUAUUCAGCAAAUUCAGAUCACACUCGACCGGUCAUUCACUAGUACUACCAGGUGAGAAUUUAGACCGGUACACUCUCAGAUUGCCGGAGGGAGUUCGGAAAGAGGUAAUGAACCGUGCACUAUUGAACCGGGCUAAAAGCUUUGGAGGCACCUUACCAAGAGAUACAAGCUCCAGAAAAGGAUACAGAACCGGCACCGGAGAUGGAAGCAACAGGGGUUCUAGAUCUAACAAAAGGAUGGAGUGGUCUGAACCGGAACCUAAAUCGGACCGGUGGAUUUUCACCAUGGCACCACCAUUCUUUUCAAGAGGCUCAUCAAUGAAAUCACCCAGAGUUGGAGCUGAAGCCGGCGAGGGUUCCACCUCAGGGAGUUUGAGAACCGCCGUUAAAUUGCCGUCGUUCAAAUGCUUGGAGCCAAAAGGCGAUGAAGCCUCUUUGAUGUCAACUGACUCGGCUCGACCGCCGGUUUAGUAAAUCCGGUUCGAAGUAAAUUGUCAGCAAGCAAAUUUAAGACUUUUCAUGGGCUAUAGGAAAGGGGAACGUGUUUUUCAUCAUAGAUUGGGCCCCCGCCUUGAAUUAACAAGCCCAAAGUUGACUUUAAGUUUAUUUUUUACUAGAAAAACAUUUUUGUUUUUAUUUUUUUGUUAUAUAAAUGAAAAA
Molecule: messenger RNA, 1689 nt
Organism: Solanum tuberosum (potato)
Lineage: Eukaryota; Viridiplantae; Streptophyta; Magnoliopsida; Solanales; Solanaceae
Product: E3 ubiquitin-protein ligase ATL6
Exons: 1
Coding region: 199-1500 (433 amino acids)
Source: RefSeq, a predicted model, not a curated record